This is a messenger RNA of Octodon degus (degu), 1500 nucleotides long. Its product is annotated as probable histidine--tRNA ligase, mitochondrial. Gene Ontology annotation, molecular function: identical protein binding; histidine-tRNA ligase activity; ATP binding. The record is from RefSeq and is a predicted model, not a curated record. NCBI's taxonomy places the organism in Eukaryota, Metazoa, Chordata, Mammalia, Rodentia, Octodontidae. Gene Ontology annotation, cellular component: cytoplasm; mitochondrion. Gene Ontology annotation, biological process: histidyl-tRNA aminoacylation.
AUGCCGCAGUAUGCACCAGCUCAGCCUCCUGCCCGGGCAGUAGGUUACCACAGCCAGGUUGCAGGGGCAAAGUUAACAUCCCAUCUGAAGACACAUCGAGAGAAACCAAAUUUCAUCAUCAAGACCCCAAAGGGCACUAGGGAUCUUAGUCCCCAGCACAUGGGUAGGGGGGAAAUUCUUGAUAUAGUUAUCAGUUGCUUUAAACGUCAUGGAGCAAAGGGAUUGGAUACACCAGCAUUUGAGCUUAAGGAAAUACUCACUGAGAAGUAUAAUGAGCAAUAUGGACUCAUUUAUGAUCUGGAGGAUCAAGGUGGAGAGCUGUUGUCCCUUCGUUAUGACCUUACUGUUCCUUUUGCUCGUUAUCUGGCCAUGAAUAAACUGAAGAAGAUGAAACGAUACCAAGUUGGAAAGGUGUGGAGAAGGGAAAGUCCAACUAUAGUCCAAGGCCACUAUCGGGAGUUCUACCAGUGUGAUUUUGAUAUUGCUGGUCAGUUUGACCCUAUGAUCCCUGAUGCAGAAUGUUUGAAGAUCAUGUGUGAAAUCCUAAGUGGGUUGCAACUGGGAGACUUUCUCAUUAAGGUCAAUGAUCGGCAGAUUGUGGAUGGGAUCUUUGCUGUCUGUGGUGUUCCUGAAAGCAAGUUCCGUACUAUCUGUGCUUCGAUGGACAAAUUAGACAAGAUAUCUUGGAGAGAUGUGAGACAUGAAAUGGUGGCAAAGAAAGGCCUGGCUCCUGAGGUGGCUGAUCGAAUUGGGGACUAUGUCCAACAUCAUGGUGGUAUAUCUUUGGUAGAGCAGAUGCUGCAGGAUCCCAGACUAUCCCAGAACAAGCAGGCUUUGGAGGGGUUAGAGUCCCUGAAGCUUCUUUUUGAAUACUUGACUUUAUUUGGAAUCACUGAGAAGAUCUCCUUUGACCUGAGUCUUUCUCGAGGCCUGGACUACUAUACAGGAGUGAUCUAUGAAGCAGUUUUGCUACAAACCCCAGCUCAGGCUGGAGAGGAGCCCCUGAAUGUGGGCAGUGUGGCUGCUGGAGGGCGCUAUGAUUAGUUGGUGGCCACAUUUGACCCUAAGGGCCAUAAGGUGCCAUGUGUGGGGCUGAGCAUUGGAGUAGAGCGAAUCUUCCACAUUGUGGAACAGAGGAUAAAGACUUCUGAUGAGAAAGUACGGACCACAGAGACUCAGGUGUUCGUGGCCACACCUCAAAAGAAUUUUCUCCAAGAACGGUUAAAGCUAAUUGCAGAGCUUUGGGAUGCUGGGAUCAAGGCAGAGAUGCUAUGUAAGAAUAACCCCAAACUGUUAAGCCAGCUACACUACUGUGAGAAUACAGGCAUUCCCUUGGUGGUGAUUAUUGGUGAGCAAGAACAGAAGGAAGGGGUCAUCAAGCUCCGGUCAGUGGCUACCAGAGAGGAGGAGGCCAUUAAACGGGAACAUCUUGUGGCUGAAAUUCAGAGGCGACUGUCUCAGUCUUGAUCCUUGCCUGAUUGUCAUCUGGUGCUCUUGGUA